Cephus cinctus (wheat stem sawfly) is the source of this 1891-nucleotide messenger RNA. It is a transcript of the gene rswl, whose product is annotated as mitochondrial ribonuclease P protein 1 homolog. The transcript has 3 exons. Gene Ontology annotation, cellular component: nucleoplasm; mitochondrion; nucleus. Bases 374 to 1816 code for a protein of 480 amino acids. Gene Ontology annotation, biological process: mitochondrial tRNA 5'-end processing; positive regulation of mitochondrial translation. Gene Ontology annotation, molecular function: tRNA binding. The record is from RefSeq and is a predicted model, not a curated record. Lineage: Eukaryota; Metazoa; Arthropoda; Insecta; Hymenoptera; Cephidae.
ACACCUGUAGUUUCUGUGAUACAGACAGGCUGCUACACUCACCUGCGUCCUUGCUAUCUCUCUCUGCACGGCCCCCACCAUUGGUGUGAAGGGCUUUAGUCCGUGUGGUGAAUGGAAUUCAUUGUGAUUUAUUGAGGUUAGACAAACUAUCUAAAAAUUUUGAGACAUUCAAUUACCAGGAAGUAAUUAAUCAUAACGAAAUUAUAAACAGUUUCGAUGAAAUACAAGAAGUUUAAUUGUUUUUAAAAUUGAGAUAAUUCUUUUUUAACAACAUGUUUUCAUAAUUCGCCGGGGUCUAACCUCAUACUUUGUACAUGCUUUCUUAAAAAUUGUACCGCCUACAAAUGUAAACAGUUUUUUUUAAAUAUUAAAGAUGUAUAAUAAUGUGCUUCGAACGUGUCUCAUUGGGUCGAGAAAGUUUAGUACGAAAGUAUUAACUAGAUCAAAAACUAAUAAUAAUCAUUUAAAUGUAUUAUCAUGCAACUGCGUGUCGCAUGGAAGAAUUUAUAUCGUUGCGAAGCAAAAUUAUACAACUAAUUCUACAGAAAAGGAAGAUAAUGAUAACAUAAAGUUUUCAAUGACACCAGAAAAUAUAGCAGCCCAACAAAAAAUAGAUGCAUAUAUAGCAGACCCUGAAAAUGAAAAACGAUUCAAAGUAUUGCAAUUGGAAAUUGAUGUUAUGCGACAAAAUGGUGAGAAAGUACCAAAAAAUAUACCUCCGUAUAUAAUGAUACAACUGAUUGAAGCAAACAGUUACAAUAAAAGAAAGAAAAUAUUAGCAUAUGCAUGGUUAGUAGAAGUAAAGAAGGAAAAAAUGUUAGAGACAAAAAGAUUAAAACAGUUGAAAAGGAUGGAAUGGUUAAAGAAUAAAAGUCAAGAACCUGAAGAAAAUGAAUCUGAGCAAGGAAUGAAAUAUGGAUUAGCCUAUAAUUCAAUCUUCUUACGUAUUUAUGAAUCAACCAUGAACAAUCUGUAUAACAAAAAUGCAUUAAAUGCCAUGCAAUUUGGCAACAAAGUCGUAAUAGACUGUAGUUAUGAGGACUAUAUGACUAAUCACGAAUUAACCAGUUGUGCUAAACAACUGAAGGAUGCAUUUGCUUUAAAUCGUACACAUGACCAACCUUUCAAUGUAUAUUUUACAAAUUUUGAUAUGUCAGGCAAACUUGCUACAAAGUUAAAAACUCUUAUGCCAACCAUUUUUAGUCCAGAAUAUCCACUAAAUAUUACUUCCAAGUCAUAUUUAGAAUUGUUUGAUAAAAAAGACCUAGUGUACCUAACGCCUCAUUGCCACAAUGAUAUGGAUGAUUAUGAUCCUUCUGCAAUAUACAUCAUAGGAGCAUUAGUCGACAAAACUACACACGACCCUUUGUCAUUGGCAAAAUCAAAAAAAGAAGGUCUUCGCAUGGCCAAAUUACCUCUUGAUAAAUAUUUGCAAUUUGGAUCUGGUUCAGGUAAAAAUCUUCCGGUGAAUCACGUCUUCAACAUUCUUCUCGACAUACAGCAUACUGGAGAUUGGAAGGUGGCACUUAGACACGUACCACGCAGAAAGUUAGAAUACAAUCAGAAAAUUAAAUUAAGUCGUAAACUGGAAUCAACCUUCAAUAAAAACAAAGAGGAUCCGACGCAUAUCUCAUUAAAUAUAUCAGAUAGUUUCAAAAAUUCUAAAAAUAAUUUUUCAAGUCAGCUUUCAGUAUCUGAACAAGUAAAAUUAAUGCGAAAUAUACCAAGUUUAUCUGAACAACAUAAGUCAAGAGAAAAUGUACCAGAUUUGAGUUAUGCAACAAGACUGAAACUCAGAAACAAGCAAAAUAAAUAAUAUUAUAUAUACAACUCAUAGAGUAAUGUUUCACUUUUAUGUAUCAUAUAAUAAAUGUAAAAUAUGUAGUUGAAA